Pecten maximus is the source of this 1152-nucleotide messenger RNA. RefSeq lists its product as uncharacterized. Gene Ontology annotation, biological process: microtubule cytoskeleton organization. Gene Ontology annotation, molecular function: calmodulin binding; microtubule binding. NCBI's taxonomy places the organism in Eukaryota, Metazoa, Mollusca, Bivalvia, Pectinida, Pectinidae. Gene Ontology annotation, cellular component: microtubule. Bases 1 to 1152 code for a protein of 383 amino acids. The transcript has a single exon. The record is from RefSeq and is a predicted model, not a curated record.
AUGGUCCACAAGGUUGACACUACAGGUAGUCUAGUAGUCCACAAGGUUGACACUUCAGGUAGUCUAGUUGUCCACAAGGUUGACACUUCAGGUAGUCUAGUUGUCCACAAGGUUGACACUACAGGUAGUCUAGUUGUCCACAAGGUUGACACUACAGAUAGUCUAGUUGUCCAAAAGGUUGACACUACAGGUAGUCUAAUAGUCCGCAAGGUUGACACUACAGAUAGUCUAGUUGUCCACAAGGUUGAAACUACAGGUAUUCUAGUUGUCCACAAGGUUGACACUUCAGGUAGUCUAGUUGUCCACAAGGUUGACACUACAGAUAGUCUAGUUGUCCACAAGGUUGACACCACAGGUAGUCUAGUUGUCCACAAAGUUGACACUACAGGUAGUCUAAUAGUCCACAAGGUUGACACUACAGGUAGUCUAAUAGUCCACAAGGUUGACACUUCAGGUAGUCUAGUUGUCCACAAGGGUGACAAUACAGGUAGUCUAGUAGUCCACAAAGUUGACACUACAGGUAGUCUAGUUGUCCACAAAGUUGACAAUACAGGUAGUCUAGUUGUCCACAAGGUUCACACUACAGGUAGUCUAGUUGUCCACAAGGUUCACACUACAGGUAGUCUAAUAGUCCACAAGGUUGACACUACAGAUAGUCUAGUAGUCCACAAGGUUGACACUUCAGGUAGUCUAGUUGUCCACAAGGUUGACACCACAUGUAGUCUAGCUGUCCACAAGGUUGACACUUCAGGUAGUCUAAUAGUCCACAAGGUUGACACUACAGGUAGUCUAAUAGUCCACAAGGUUGACACUACAGGUAGUCUAGUUGUCCACAAGGUUGACACUUCAGGUAGUCUAGUUGUCCACAAGGUUGACACUACAGGUAGUCUAGUUGUCCACAAGGUUGACACUACAGAUAGUCUAGUUGUCCACAAGGUUGACACUACAGGUAGUCUAAUAGUCCGCAAGGUUGACACUACAGAUAGUCUAGUUGUCCACAAGGUUGAAACUACAGGUAUUCUAGUUGUCCACAAGGUUGACACUUCAGGUAGUCUAGUUGUCCACAAGGUUGACACUACAGAUAGUCUAGUUGUCCACAAGGUUGAAACUACAGGUAGUCUAGUUGUCCAAAAGGACUUGGACAACAGGUAG